CUGGGACCUCUACUGAAUUAGAUAAAAUGUCAUAUCCCCCAAUCUGCAAGUUGUUCUCUAUGUUUUCCCAUAGCAAAUCUAAUGAUGCAGUUGAAGUAGCUUUACUUUGGAUUGAUCAGAUGGCUGCUCGUUGGCAUUUCGUUUCCAUUCCGCGGAAUGUGGGUUCCUAAUCCCUAGAAAAUGAAGAAUGACAUCCAACCCCAUUGCCUGAUCACGCUGCUGACUUAGGCGGAUCAAGUUCAUCUGAAAUUAUCAUUGGAGGUAUGCUAAUGAAGCCGACGCGUGCUCCCUACGUCAAACAAUCAUCGAUCAAAGCGCACAAGAGGGGUUGGACAGGAAGAUUUGCACCUCUUAUCUUGUCUAUCAGACAUGGUCGUUCCGCAGAUCGGCCGCGUUUCUAACACGCGAUAGAAUCUGGACUGCUAGGGUUCCUCCUGUUCCUCAGCUUGCUCAUCCCACAUGUUUGAAAUCAUACACAUGAGAACAACUCGGCUGAUUUCUGCGUUUACUUGCAGGUUAGUCGACUUCUGCGCAGCAGUAUAGUUCUUUGAACCAAACAAGCACCGCCCAAUUGCAAGCCAAUUAAUAUUCAAGACGACCAGGGCAAACGCUGAGUUUCCCCACUUACGUUUUGGUUAGAGCACGCGUGAGAGAAUCUGGUGGCGGCAUUGCGUCACGGCAAUCGAGUGACAAAAUCACCACUGAAAGAGCGAAGGAGCAGUUCAUCAAGGGUCGCCGGCCAGAGACAGGUGUCGGCGUCUAUCUCUCACGUCACGUUUUGCAACUCUUUCAACGGAAGAAACACUGAGCAACAAUGUGAAGAAACAUUUUUUACAAAAAGCAAGGAAGUGUUAAGAGCCUUUUUAUAUUCCAUUCAAAGUUAUUUCGGAAAGAGCUUCUAGAUGAUGGCAACGGCUGAGGAGAUGGUUUUUGAUUACUUUAAAAACAAUAAUCUUUCAGUGGAAAUCGAAAAUGUCACGAAGAAUGGGACAGACAAUGGUACGUCACUUUCUGACUACGCAUUUUCCUUUCCUACUGAACUGAUUCCUGUAGUUGUUAUUUACGGGUUAACGUUCAUAUUGGGAGUUAUUGGUAAUGUUCUGGUGAUCUUUUCCAUUGCCUGGUACAAACGUAUGCGGAAUAUCACCAACUUGUUUCUACUGAGUUUGGCGGGUGCAGAUUUACUGCUGGUGAUACUGUGCGUUCCUAUAAAGCUUGCAGUAAAUUUUUCGUUCACCUGGGAAUUUGGUGAGGCCGUUUGCAAACUGGUCCAUUACAUGCAGAAUGUCUCCAUGAUCUGCUCCGUUUUGACGCUGACCGCCAUGAGCCUAGAGAGAUACUACGCAAUUCUACAUCCAAUAGAGGCCCGGCAUGUUUGCACCAAACGUCACGCCAAGCUGGUGUGCAUUGCCGUAUGGGUGGCAUCGUUCGUGAUGGCAACCCCCAUUCUCAUAGGACAGACUCACCUACAAGUCGGAAAACCCCCAGUUGUUGGUUAUUGGUGCCUUAAGGAUUGGUCUGCGCAGCACUGGGAUAUCCUAUAUGAAGUCUACAUGCUGUUGGUCAUCUUCUGCAUCCCGGUGGGAGUUAUGGUGUUUGCCUAUUGUAACAUCAUAUCAGAAGUGUGGGUGGUCACUGGUCGGAGGGCUUCCAUGAGGUCUGGGGAAGCAAACGGAAUCUCACUGCCCUGUAAGAAGGAAUCGAUUCCAAUGACAGACAUGAAAAAGAACAAGAGGCAAAAAAAUUCCGCAGUGGGACACAGACAGCCAAACGCUGAAGAUGUUUCUACGCGAAAGCAGGUCAUCAAAAUCUUAGUUGCCGUCAUAGUAUUGUACAUCAUCUGUUGGGGACCUGUUCUUUUCAACAACCUCUUGACCGCAGUGGGUGUUCUAAGGCGUCUAAAUUAUGGCUACCUCAAGCCAAUGCGCCAGGCGUUCUAUAUUAUGAGUUACUUCAACAGUUGCGUCAACCCAAUCGUUUACGGUUUCAUGUCGAAAAACUUCAGGAAGAGUUUCAAGCAAACCCUUUGUAUGUGUUGGUGCGACCGUCAGUCAAAAAACACCCUAAAACGGACCUGUGUUGAGCAGACGACAUAUAGUUCCACUGUGACCAGAUGGGACAGCACAGCUGCGGCAGCCUACCAUAAGCCGGAAUCGCCAAUACCGUCGGAUGUGUGACAGUCUUAAAGAUAAAAUCCAAUCAAGUUAUGUCUCACAUUAUCGUGAAGUUGAAUUGGAGAUUUGUGCCCAUUUUUGUCGAAUUCAGGCAAAAUGGUCUGAGGUAGACGGGUAUAGUAAAUGCGACGCAGUUAAGCACUUAAAACCCUAAAGUCGAUAUGCUGAGGAGAGCUAAACUUGUUUCGUAUGGUGAGAUUGAGGAUAAAACCAAAUUACGUUCCUCUGCAGGUUUCGGAAAGUAAUCAUCUCUAGCGAUUAUGUCUAAUUGUGUCCCUGGAGUUUGGAAGUCUGUGCUGUAACGCAUAGCCCGUUUGAACUUACAGUGUAUUCUAUACAAACUGAAAAUAUUUAUAGAAAUAUAAAACAGUGGUGUAACGGGAAACGAUCCUUAUCAAGGUUCGAAAGGAUUCAUUUAUUCAAGUAGCUAUGCAAGGUUUGUGUAAUAUCUAAGUGUACAGAUGUGAAAUAAGGCUAAAAUACAAAAUGUAAAGUCGAAUGAUUUUAAGGUUGGGUUAUUAAGCCUAUCCUGAAAAUGUUGGGAGGCUCAGUUUUGCAUAAAUGCCGAUAUGGAUUCUUGAUUAUUUUUGGAAUAAACUUUUGAGCGGCGUUCUACAUGUGUACAUCUACAUAAAUUGCGAUGAGUGGGCAAUGUUAAAUAAUGUUUGUUUGAAUGAAUUUAUAUAUGAACAUCAAAGCAACAAAAACAUGUAUAUACACUGGAGUAAGAUAGAAAUGGAUAUAACAUUUCCAAUCUAAUACUCUAUUAGACUAUGUACGAAGAAAAAAAGUAAACAUAUUCACAAUGGAUAAAGUUAUAGAGGUCAAAAAUCGUAUUACUAAUCAAAUGUUAUCAAACUGUGUGUUCAUUUUAUGUGUAUUAUUCUGUUUGUACAUAACACUAGAUUGCUUUUUACGUCCGAAGCAAAACCUGAUUGCGUAAUGUGUCCAUAAAACAAUGAACUUCGAAUUCUCCACUGAUGUACGACACUGGCGUUUGAUAUAUAGCAGACAUGGGUGCACCUUCACUUUCUCCCAGAUCUGAUUACAAAAAUGUACAAUUGGAGUCACAUUUAACGGGUGCCAUCGUCUGUAUUUUUAAGCAAAGACAAAACGACCCUUACCAGAUUAAUACUUAAUAAUUGUAAUAUUCUGAACCUGGUUUACAUAAGUAAAGCAUACUUUUUUCAGAUGCUGUUAUAUGAACUGAACGUGCACCACUAUAUUCUCAAUAAUGUACAAAAGUGUUUCAAUAAAUCUGUAUGUUGUACCUUGUAAAUAAAUGCUAUCGUGAUCAACAUCCCGCUUUAAAUC
Messenger RNA from Lingula anatina, 3488 nucleotides. Its product is annotated as QRFP-like peptide receptor. Gene Ontology annotation, cellular component: plasma membrane. Gene Ontology annotation, molecular function: neuropeptide Y receptor activity. Gene Ontology annotation, biological process: G protein-coupled receptor signaling pathway. The record is from RefSeq and is a predicted model, not a curated record. NCBI's taxonomy places the organism in Eukaryota, Metazoa, Brachiopoda, Lingulata, Lingulida, Lingulidae.